GUGCGUGCGCACGCGCGCCGUCCCCCGGAGGCGUCUGGGUGUGCGGAGCGCGCGCGCGCGGCUCGGAGGCGCACCUGUGAGGUGUCCCUGGAGGAGCGGGAGCUCCCCCCGUCCGGGCAGAGGCCGCCGAGCAUCCCGCUCAGGUGAUGAGGAACCCUCCGCGCACCCAGCGCAGAAGGCUGCUGCCGCUGGACGCCUCCAUUGUUUGACCACAACAAGGGCCGGCCGGAUUCUCACCCAGGACCCUAAGGCUUUUGUAGCCCUUCAGCCAUUGUGGGCCCUGUCUCUGCCUCUUCUGGAAUGUUUUGGGGGUUUGGACUUCUGUCACUGUGAUCGGUGUCCAGGCGACUGCCCUUUUUGGAAGCUGGGGGCAAUUUGGAAGCCUUGGAAUAAUGGCAAAUGUUCUCUCUUCUGUCUCUUUCUGGCCCCAUUCUCUGUUUUGCUGACUCAGACCUGCAAAUCCAAGAGACACAUCUUUCUGGAAGAUAAGAGAGCGUCUUCCUCAAGAUCAGAGAAGGACACUGGCGUGAUACCUAUGUAGGCACUCCCCUGAAGCAAGGCCCGCCACACCUGGCCCCCGAGGAAACUACUUCCGGGAGAGGUUCCUGUCUGAUGUGCAGGAGGCAGGAUGCCGUGCUGACUGUUCAGGGCCCAGCUGCAGAGGCUCAGGACCAACCAGCGGGAUCUCACCCUCAGACACAGGGGACACACUGUACUGUCCUUUUUCUAGAAGUGAAAAGUACAAGAUUACUGUACAAGAGGAAGAUUCCAGGGGCUUAAAAAGGCAAAGGUUUUCACCUUGGGAGCCCCUUGGAAUGUUGACAACUCAGGAUCUAAAACGAAGUUCUACGUUAAUGAAUUGCAGAAUUCAUGUGGAAGUAAAUGUCACUUUAUAAUCAAUAAUAGUACUGAGUGAGGAACACUAUGCAGGAAGAAACCUUCCAUAGAAAGACAGGCAGGGAGAAGCUUAGGCUGACCUUAAACUUUCCUAACAGAGCAAGCCUGAGAUAGACUGCCAAAAUGGCCAAAUAAGAGACUGUAUGAAGUAACAGUUCUGUAACUAUAGUAGUUGUAAGGAAAUUUUCUCCUCCAAAUCACGAUACCAAAUAGGAAAAAUGAUCUACAAGUGCCCCAUGUGUAGGGAAUUUUUCUCUGAGAGAGCAGAUCUUUUUAUGCAUCAGAAAAUUCACACAGCUGAGAAGCCCCAUAAAUGUGAUAAGUGUGAUAAGGGUUUCUUUCAUAUAUCGGAACUGCACAUUCAUUGGAGAGACCACACAGGAGAGAAAGUGUAUAAAUGUGACGAUUGUGGUAAGGAUUUUAGCACUACAACAAAGCUUAAUAGACAUAAGAAAAUCCACACAGUGGAGAAGCCCUAUAAAUGUUAUGAGUGUGGCAAAGCCUUCAAUUGGAGCUCCCAUCUUCAGAUCCAUAUGCGAGUUCACACAGGAGAGAAACCCUAUGUCUGUAGUGAGUGUGGAAGGGGCUUUAGUAACAGUUCAAACCUUUGCAUGCAUCAGAGAGUCCACACCGGAGAGAAGCCCUUUAAGUGUGAAGAGUGUGGCAAGGCCUUCAGGCACACUUCCAGCCUCUGCAUGCAUCAGAGAGUCCACACAGGAGAGAAGCCCUAUAAAUGUUAUGAGUGUGGGAAAGCCUUCAGUCAGAGUUCCAGCCUCUGCAUCCACCAGAGAGUCCACACUGGAGAGAAACCCUAUAGAUGUUGUGGAUGUGGGAAGGCCUUCAGUCAGAGUUCAAGCCUCUGCAUACACCAGAGAGUCCACACGGGAGAGAAACCUUUUAAAUGUGAUGAGUGUGGGAAGGCCUUCAGUCAGAGUACAAGCCUCUGCAUCCACCAGAGAGUCCACACAAAGGAGAGAAACCAUCUCAAAAUAUCAGUUAUAUAAAACAUUUUGCUAAGAAUUAAAAAUCUUAAAACCCAUAAGUGCCACUAGGAAGGAAACCCUGUAUAUACCUACAUUGACCCAAGAUAUAUUUACAGCAAUCCCUAACAGAACAGUCUUUUUAAUGAGGCAUAUGUGAGGUUGAUUUUUUGAUUCAUGCCAAGUGCAUUCGACAGCUUGACUUUGGAUAUGGACCCCUGAGUGUCUGCCCGAGACGGGCUGUCAGGUCCCAUCCGUGAAUGUGCGUUUUCUGGGAUCCUGGCACAAUGCCUCCAUAGUUGAAAUGCUACAUGGAAAACCAUGGUCAUUGCCUAGUAUCCUGAGUCACCUUCUAUCUAUGCUUUACAUAAAAGUUUUCCCAGAUAACCCCUCUUUCAGGAUCUCAUGCUCUCCCUUCCUCUUGAUUCCAGCAUACUGGUAAUGCGUUUGAAAACAGACAGCUCCCAUGAAGAUAGUGUUCUGGUAUUUCUGAGGUUACACUUGAUUUAUCUUUCCAUACAUCCCUUAAGUAUCUUUCCAUAAAUCCCAUCAUUUCUGAAUCCACUUUACUAUAUGUCCUCAAAAUGCCCGUAAAUAUCUACCCCUUCCUAGAUGGCAUUAAAUCUCACUUUAGAUUUUAGGUGACUCAUAACAUCCAUUCAUUGGCCUAUCAGAAAAAUCAUUGGCAGACAUACAUGCCCUUGAACUUUUUUUAUUUUUGUGGAUUCUGCUAAUCACUGUGUCUCCAUGUUAGACUUACUUUCUAGUGGCUACAUCGCAUAUUUUUAACUUGAAUUUUUUUUUGGAAAUAGCUGAAUGUAUAUAGGGAGGAAGAAGCAAGCAAAGUGAGAACUUUCCUCCAGAAUUGCCCUCGGGCUUCUUCUGUACCGUGUGGCGCUUCUCACUGGCCAGGGAGACCUUACGAGGAGUGGACAGUGGAGGAGUCGCUGUGGAUACUUGGUCUCUGUGUAAUCAUGGGCAAUAAUGUGUAGGAGCCCUCAGUGUCCUUUGCUGAGUACUGCGCAUCAUUUCCUUUUGAGGCAUGAACGUCUUAUUAAUUCAUCAUUCUUUUCUUUUCUUCAUUCAUUCAGCAAGUAUUUAUUUGAACACCACCUAUGUGCCAGGCACUGUGCUAGGUGCUGGGAAUACCACUGAUUAGGACAGACGAGGUCCCUGCUCUCAUGGAGUUUACUUCUGGUGGAGGAGACAGAUGAUAAGUAAACAAAUAACUAAUGUAGUUUGAAAUAGUGAUUAAGUGCUAUGAAGAAAAUAAACUAGGGUGAGAAUUUAGUGGUGGGUGGGCGGGGGUGGGGCGGCAGUAGCUAGCGGUCAGGGAGGCCUUUACAAGGGGUGGCGCCGAAGCUGAGGCCAGAGGAUGACAAGCACCCGCUGCGGAGCAUAGGCGUGUGCCUGGGGACAGGAGGGCCCAUGUGGCAUUGGCGGCGGGGAGGGGGAUACUGAGGUGCUCAGCAUCCUUUCGUAGGGCUUUUUUUUUUUUUUUUUUUUUUUUUUGCUAGAUUGAUAUUAAAAACUCAUGUGGAGGAACUCAAGGAAUGUUUAGAAGACCAAAAGUCCCCAAUGACAGGAAAAAAAAGAAGCAACCAAGUUUUAACUUUGUUUCUCUUCUCAUUCCUAUUUUCAUUGAUUUCCCACAUGUAGUCCUUUUGCUCAGGAAGUCUUUGGGGAAAUUAAGGAUCUUUGAAGCUCUGAAAUGGGUGAUCAGGUUUUAUGGUAUCUGUCAACUGUCUCAGAGGCUGGAGAGUGAACUAACUCAGAAUAGUCACGGAAUACUGAAACAAAGCUGGAUUUUUCUCUCCAUGUUUGAAUUAAGUUCUUCUGUUUGACUGGAAGGGGUUUUUGUAUAACUAAACCUCAGCUCAUAAAGGAGAUUUAAAAGGAGCACACGAUUUAGUGGGUGGGCCGUGAAACUAGAGAUGGGAUUUGGGCACGAAUUUAUCAAUAUCUGGAUGUUAAUCCAGACAUCUCUGCUGACAAGCCUUUGGUAAGUCACUUCACAUACUUUCCUCCUUUUUACCAAGUGAGGGCCGGCUUAGUUAUUUGCUGAAGCCCCUUCCAGGCCAGAAUUCCACAAGUACGAUUUACUGUAGUGUCUUAUCACUAUUUCAUGUCACAAUAGUGUGGAGCAUUAGAGAAAAGCCUAGACUUUUAGUUGAUAGAGAGCCAGUUGAAAUAUCAUUGAUAGAAUUUUAGUUUUAGGAAAAAUUGGUUUGAUUUCUAGCUUUAUUACUAUUAGGUAUGUGAGCUUGGGCAAACGCUUAAUCUUUGAGUCUAGUUUUCUCUCAAAAAGAGGACAUUAGGCUAAAUGAUUUCCAAGUUUCCAGCUAGUCCUAGAGUUCUAUAUUUCUACAUAGUUGAAUUAUUUUAUCAUGCUGUUGCUGGGGAAUAUGACUAACCCUUUUGAAGCUACUAAUUUUAUGUCGAGCUUUAAAGUCCAUAAUUGUUAUCUUCAGAAAAUAUUAUUUGACCUACAGUAUGUCCAAAUCAAUUUAAUAAAAUCACUUUAUAACAGG
Microcebus murinus (gray mouse lemur) is the source of this 4408-nucleotide messenger RNA. Lineage: Eukaryota; Metazoa; Chordata; Mammalia; Primates; Cheirogaleidae. The record is from RefSeq and is a predicted model, not a curated record.